Doryrhamphus excisus (bluestripe pipefish) is the source of this 2233-nucleotide messenger RNA. RefSeq names its product cell adhesion molecule DSCAML1-like. The record is from RefSeq and is a predicted model, not a curated record. NCBI's taxonomy places the organism in Eukaryota, Metazoa, Chordata, Actinopteri, Syngnathiformes, Syngnathidae. Gene Ontology annotation, biological process: apoptotic cell clearance; cytoskeletal rearrangement involved in phagocytosis, engulfment. Gene Ontology annotation, molecular function: protein binding; phosphatidylserine binding.
GUGAGCACAUCCAGGAUCAUGUGAUUUGGAAAACGUUUCAAAGCUGAAACCCAUCUGUGGUGUAGUUUAGUGAUCAGCAGCAGGUGCACGAAGUCCCUCUGGAUAUGACGGUGAUGCAUUUUAUCAGUUUGGGUUGCAGCCUCUGUCUUCUUCUCGGUUGCAGCUUCACAGUAAGCCUGGAGGUCAAAGUAGGGGCAGAUGUUACUCUAACGUGUAUAUACGACGCUGGCUACUAUGGAAAGCUACCAGUGUGCUGGGGGCGAGGACCAAUCCCGAACAGAGGCUGCGCCAAUCAACUCAUCAAAACAGACGGAACAACGGUGACAAGCAGACUCUCUGAGCGCUACCUGCUUAUGGGGAAUCUUGGCGAGGGCGAUGUGUCGCUGACCAUCAGACAGGUCGAGGAGAGCGACUCGGGGACGUACGGCUGCCGCGUGGAAGUCCCAGGCUGGUUCAACGAUCGCAAACAUCAGAUCACGCUAACGGUGGUGCCAGACCGCCCUGAUGCGCUACAGGUGAAGAUACAGGAAGUGAGGGAAAGGAGCCUCACCGUUGGAUGGUCUCACGUGUUUGACGGGGGGAGGUCCAUUACAUCCUACAGAAUUGACCUCAAGAGCAACGAGGAACGCUGGGACGCUGCAGUGACGACUCAAGUGUCAAAUCCAGACUUGACACAGAUCACUCUGGUGGACUUACGCCCGGCUAAGAACUACAACCUCCGCAUGUUUGCGAUCAACAGCGAGGGCAUGAGUGACGCUAGUAAUGUUCUUACGGUCACCACCAAUGAAGCAGCACCAGAAGGUCCACCCUUGGACAUGCAUCUCCUGGCUCUCUCAUCUACAAGCAUCAAAGUCACUUGGAAACCCCCAAGGGCCGAUCUGAGAAAUGGGGUUCUGCGAAGUUACAGCAUCAGCUACAGAGACCUCGACCAUCCAGGCAGACGACGCUGGCAGCACCAAAGUGUCAGAGCCACCCGGGAUGAGGAGAGCCUCAUCCUGAACGGACUCAAGCCUUCCACCAAGUAUGGCGUGCUCAUACAGGCCUUGACCAAUGAGGGAAUCGGACCCGCCUCUACUGCACCCGUCUGCUCCACAUUUGAUGAGGUUGUCCAAACUUCAACUCAGGCGACAAUCAAGACACCUUUUACGGUCAUAUGGAACACUGAAGGCACCACAAGAUUUAUCUCAGGGUUGACAGAUCAGACAACUUCAACGACUGAAGUGGUGACUUUCAGCACAACAUGGGAACAAAGUUCUACAGGUUUCUCUCCAGAGUACCCGGAUCCUCCUAUUGUUGAGUUAAAGGAGGUCAGUGAUAACACAGUUUCUCUUUCGUGGACUGCUGGCUUUGAAGGAGGUGCCCCCAUUACCGGAUAUUUCCUGGAGUACAAAGCAGUGAAUGGCUCUUGGGAUUUUAAAAAGACGGUAGUGGACUUCAGCCCCAACCAGACAGAGGCCACCAUUAUCGAGAUAAAUCCCUCCACGUACAACAUCCGCAUGUUCGCCAAGAACGCUCUGGGCACCAGUAAACCCAGUAACAUCCUCACAUUCACAACUGGACAGAAAGGUAAUCAGAAGGACGCCCUCACUACGCCCAUACCCAUCGACACUCAUGCUGCAACAAGCGCGGAGACGGCUGGAAGUGGCCACCUCGUUGCCAUCGUUGUUCCUGUUGUGCUGGUGAUGCUGUUGAUCGUUGCCAUAGUAACUGUAUGGCAACUGCGACGGCUAAAGGGGAAAAAAGGCAACCUCAGCAUGUGGCUGAGCAAUGGAGCAAUACUUUACAGAGGCUCUGACUCCAUGCAGGAGCUGUGAGAUACUAUAAUUGCCUUUACAGGACAUUAAACAUGUGCGGAAGUAAAACCAGCAACGUAUAUAAAAAGCACAAAGACCUGACAUGACCUUAGAGUUCCAAAAGUAGCUGAUAAUGACAGUGGUUUUUGUAUUUUGCAUUUAUACAAUACAUAUUUUAAGCUAACAUAGCUAAGCAAUCGCUUAUGUUAUUGUGUUCCUUUCAUGUGAGAGUGGGGGGUUGAUGAAAAUCAGUUUUUUUGGGAGUAGGUGAAGCAUCAAUCAUAUUCUGUUCUCUAAGGGAAGGCUCACUGUGCCACACUUUGAAAUAUAAAUAUAAAGAAUAAGUGGCCUGAGGAUCGCGCCUUGAGGCACACUCUUUGAUGUGUAAAGGCUUUUCAUGAAAUAUUCUGGGACAAUUUACAAUCAAUAAAUAUAUAGUU